UUNGUAAAUUGGAAGAAUUUAAUUCUGCAAUAUCCCGGCCUUAUAGUCACUGGCUCCAGCGCGAAAGGAACUGUGAAAAUACAGGGAAAAUGGUUUCGCGUAAAAAUUUUGUGCCCGAAUUUCCCUAAACUUCAAGAUGCGAUUAUAGAAUUACUGCAGACGCAUCAAAAUAAAUUAAUUACCAUAUUAAAUAAGAACCUACAGUCCGGCUGGACUCUGUAUGAUGCUAUAGAAAAUAUACCACAACUAUUACAAAAGCAAUGCGAGAAGAUAUCCACUUUUGGCUGUAGGAGUGAGGAUACGCUACCAGAAAAUAUUUACCAAGAAAUAGUUGCCAUCUACUCGCCCGAGAGCUAUCAGCUGCAAUUGAAUGACGCCUGCAGCCGCUUACGAUUCUGCAAAUUUGCUCUGCACGGGAAACAUUAUCUGCAAGUGGAACUUCCAAGUCUACGCAUAAGUGAGCAUAGUCUACCCGACUGUUUUGAUUGGGAAGAACAGCUCCAUAAGUAUAAUAAUCUCGGUGCCAUGGUGCAGCAAUUUCAAAAGUAUUUAGAAGACUUGCAGCCAUUUUAUGAUAACUUCACCGAUAUCGACGAACUGUGCUAUGUUGUGCAACCAUCACCGCCAGUAUCUACCAAACACAAUUGGCGUUUGUUUGUGCUGCGCGAGCGAGUCUACCUCAAACUGGUCAUCGUUGAUCCAUUCGCACCAAUUGCCUCAAUGUCCUUGCAGGUCAUAGGACCGACACAAGCAGUUGAAGAGUUGCGACGCACACUAAGUGAUGGCUUACGUGAUUGGGACGCCGAAUUAGAUAUACAUAAAAAUUUGUUGCGUAUCUUCGACCUGUGUUACUUUCCUAUGCCGCCGGGUAGCGGAUGGUUAGGUGGAGAGCACGAGGCCACAGCAGCGGAACAAUUUUGUAAUAUCUGCUACUCUUAUCAACUGGAUGAAGGUGAAAUACCGAUUGUGUCCUGUGAUAAUCCCCAUUGUACGCUUAUAUAUCAUGCAUCGUGCCUGAAAGAAUGGUUCAAUACACUUACUGAUGGAAAGAAUUUUCUCAGUGUGUCCUUUGGUGCCUGCCCAUUUUGUAAAACAAAACUUUCAACAUCAUUCGCCGAAUUAUUAGAAAAUUAAACUGUAAAUAUAUAGACUUCUGAAGAGAGUAAGCCCGAAUUAAAUGGGAGUUUAUUAAUGUAAAUAUUCUUUCAAAAGUUCUUACUUUAUGAUUUAAUAUAAAUCUAAAAUAAUAAAAUACGAAUAUACCUUUCAAGGAGGGAUACUCUUACAAUGGUGGUCAAAGCAUUUAUUUUCUUUUUCUUUUUCAUACUGGUUAAUUUCAGAAUUUUACUUGUUUACAGAGCAUGGUAGCAGAUAAAGUUCACGACCCGUCUAGUGACUCUUUUUUAAAGAGAUUUUACAUACAUUUCAAUGAAAAAUAUGAUAUACGUUCGUACAUGCACACAUCCAUAUAUAUAUUAUAUAUAUAUGUACUAGAUGGCACUCGAUUUGGAACAUUUAACAAAAUAUAUAAGUACAUAGCAGACCGAUAUUGGUUAAACAAAUUAUGGUAAUAUUCGUGUACCAGCCACAUAUGUACGUACAUAUGUAUAUACAUAACCAUGUGUAUGUGUGUACGUACUAUCUUUCCACAAGCCAAUAGGGGUAUACUCGCAAUCUUGCAAAACCUUUGCACGGUGCACGGAUUGCACG
Molecule: messenger RNA, 1710 nt
Organism: Rhagoletis zephyria (snowberry fruit fly)
Lineage: Eukaryota; Metazoa; Arthropoda; Insecta; Diptera; Tephritidae
Gene: Fancl
Product: E3 ubiquitin-protein ligase Fancl
Biological process (GO): protein monoubiquitination; interstrand cross-link repair
Cellular component (GO): Fanconi anaemia nuclear complex; nucleus
Molecular function (GO): ubiquitin protein ligase activity
Source: RefSeq, a predicted model, not a curated record